AAGAAGGGAGGGAUAGAUCAAAGAAAGUUCCGUCUGUGAAAAUUGAGGAUUUUCUAAGGGCGUGGUCUGCGUUGUGUGUGCGUGUGUGUGUGUGUGUGCGUGGUGUGUGUGUCAGGUCUUUCUUGCCUCUGGCAUUGAAAAGUCCUGGUGUAGUGCCUGGUUUGCUUUGUUUACAGAUUGUGAAAUUUGGCUCACGCAUGGGCGGGCUAGUUGAAAAGUUCAAAGGUUGCUGACUGCUCAGUAUAACUUGGGAGACUGUAGUCCCAGCCAGGGAAGGAACUUUCCCCUUCACCACACGAAACACCGGUGGCUCAACUUACCCCUUUGGCUCAACUUACCCCACUCUCCUCUACCCAUUGUUUCAAAUAACAACGCCGACCUUCACUAGCUUGCGAAAACUGUAAAGCAGAUGGAGCCAGUCUCUUUCCCAGCGCAGUCCCGCGUCGCCCUCUGCGGUGGCACCCAUGGCAACGAGAUGUCGGGCGUGUAUCUGGUGAGGGAGCUGCAGAGGCAGAAGAUAGAGAAGGUAGGGUCGGCGACCUUGACCACAGUCAUAUCCAACCCGCGUGCUGUCCAAAUGUGCAAACGAUACACUGACGUGGACCUCAAUCGUUGUUUCACCGACGCCAUACUCAGUUCACCUGUGACGGACGCCACUCCGUACGAGAUGAGGCGAGCCCAGGAGCUGAACACUCUACUGGGGCCCAAGGGCAGCAUGGGGGCCAUGGACCUGGUGUGUGAUCUCCACAACACCACAGCCAACAUGGGCCUCAGUCUCAUCUCCUACUCUGACCAAGACUGGGUCAUCCUGCACAUCUAUAGACAAAUCCAGAGGAAGAUAACCUCAGCGCCAGUGAGGUUUAUCCUGCUGGAUCUACCACUAGCUGAUGCCUACUCUCAGGACUCCCUGGGGAAGCAUGGCUUCUCGAUAGAGGUGGGACCUCAACCCCAUGGUGUGGUCAGAGCCGACAUCUUCAACAUCAUGAAGGAGGCAGUCGACCAGACACUAGAUUGGGUCCAGUGCUUCAACUCUGGAAGUGCCUUUGAAGGUGGCGAGGUGGACGAUGUGUACACCUUCGUGAAGAGUGUAGACUACCCAAGAGACCCAGAGACCAAUCAAAUCACUGCUGCCAUACAUCCCCAACUACAGGACCGUGACUUCUGCCUCCUCCAUCCGGGAGAUCCCAUGUUCCUGAUGUUUUCUGGGGAGAUAGUGAAGUACGAAGGGGUAGAAGUCCUCCAUCCCUACUUUGUGAACGAGUGUGCAUACUAUGAGAAGAGUAUUGCAUUCCACCUGGCACGAAAGAUGACACUCACUAUCCCCCCCUUGCAAGUGAAGAAAGGUUGAUGAAGGUAGAGGGGGAGGAAAAGAGACAAUUUGAAGAGCGGGAGAAUUAAAGGGAAAACACGCACAGAACCUUAAGAAGCACUGACUAGUCUAACCUCAUUUUCAAUUGAUUUUUAAUUCUAUUGUUUUUAGUCAUCACCAAAUAUCCUCAGGAAUACUGUAUGUGAAAGGAUGCAUGGUUCAAUGCAAUAACCUAGUAUUUCAAUUAAACAUGUACAUUUUCUGUUUAA
Salmo salar (Atlantic salmon) is the source of this 1578-nucleotide messenger RNA. RefSeq names its product aspartoacylase (aminocyclase) 3 (gene acy3). Gene Ontology annotation, molecular function: aminoacylase activity; hydrolase activity, acting on ester bonds. Lineage: Eukaryota; Metazoa; Chordata; Actinopteri; Salmoniformes; Salmonidae. Gene Ontology annotation, cellular component: cytosol. The record is from RefSeq and is a predicted model, not a curated record.